ACAGGUAAUAUUGUUCUUCCUGGUACUGUUUGAUGGAAUGUUAUUUAGCUACGAAGCAGAGAGGAUACACUAAGCUCACUGGAUUACAAUGGCAGUCCUUUCCUGUUAUUAAGUAACCAUGUCAACUGCAGUAUGGCUGUGCAUUCUAAUUGCUUGCUUGACAUGGAAGGAAGCAUCAAACUUAAAAUCAGAAUACAAUCUUUGUGAAGUAAAUCGAGGCCACUACCCAAAUGGCGACCACUUCCCAGCAAUUGGUGAUGUGGCGACUGUCUUCACUAACUGGUCUAACACCAGCGACAAUGGUUUUUAUCACUGUUUUAUGAAGUUUACCACGUGUAACAACUGUCAUUUUCGAGUGGAAGCCGUCAACGACUUUGCAUUUCCUCGGUGUUACUGGCGGGAUAUUUUCAACCACUACAAUGACCGCUGUGCUCCUGGAUGCACGUACCUGCACAUGUUCGACCCAGAUUAUAAGAAUGAAACGGGCCGAUCCUACAGCCAAACGCCGUGGGCGCAGAAAUUCCAAACCGAGUCGAGCAAACUGUACAUCAUUGUGUGCUCGAACCACAGUACUGUUAAAGAUGUCAAGCUUAAAGUUAGACUGCGGGUCAUGGAGAAAAAGAUGAACAUACGUGGUUCUGCCUAUGACAGUCUAACACAGAGAUACAUCCAUUCUCCAUUUUUCCCGCAAUUUUACACGGAAAAUGAGGAGAUCUACAUAUAUGAAUGGACGGCCAUGAACAAUGACGAAUUUAUUCAUCUCACCUUCGAUGACUGGCUGAUGUCUCCCCAAUCUGUUAUUUGGUUUGAAUAUGCUAACGUUAAGGGUGCAAUUUACGGAAGCAGUGCUCGUCCUGUGGUUUAUUCUGAUGGAAACCGACUGAGAAUGCGUUUCAGAACAGGCUCAACCCUGUCCUCGGACAAUCGCCAGUAUAUGGGCUUCAAGGCUACAUACAAGUUCUUUAAUCAGGAAAUUAAUAGACAGAAAAUAAUCACAGGUUGUGGUAAAUAUGAUCUUUCCCGUGAAGGUGGAACUAUAAAGUUUGAACCAACAGCAAAUCCUAAUGACUACUAUGACUGUGUUUGGGUGGUCAAGCGACAACCACAGUAUGACCACAUCUAUGUGAAGCUCAUUAGUUUUAAGGGAUCUUUAGUGUAUUAUCAUGGUCAAACAGAUAAGCUUGAAAUACGGGAAUCUUUCACCUCACUUGGUAGUAUAGAAGCAGCUGUCACCCCUGGCAACGCUGAUGAAAUAAAAACCUACUCUUUUGAUGCAUCUGAUGCAUUUUACAUUCGCCUGCAAGGUCGCUAUAGCAACAGUGAAGAUUUUAUUCUGGCCUUUACCUCGUUCAAAUAUGGAAUCUGUAUGAACAACCAGUAUCAAUGCUUGAAUAACAAAUGCAUUCCAUACAUCCUCAAGUGUGAUGGCUAUGACCACUGCGGGGAUAACUCGGAUGAGACUUCCAAAGCUUGUGGGAGAAACCCGUACUCUGACGUGACGUCAUAUACAAUCAGCAUCGGUGUCAUCAUCCCCAUGGUCGUGUCCAUCUUCCUCAUCGUGGUCAUCUGUCUUCUCAUCAUCUUCAUACGCCGGUGUCGACGCCUGGCUUUACAGAAUAGACAAGCAGCUAAUGGGCAAAUCAAUUCCAUUUCUGGAAACACAGAGCGCAGAAGUCGACAUCGCAACAGAAACCGAAUCCAAAUGAAUUUGACAAUACAGCAGGAUUCCCCUCCGGCAUAUGAUGAUGUCAUUCGUAACACUCCCAUUGGAUACCUCAACAUGGCAUUCAUGUGGUCUCAGCCCGACGAUGCGAUGAUUUCACCUCCGUCGUACGAAGAAGCUACCAAUGCCACUACGACUGACCUGCCGAGACUGAACACCACUGAGCACGCCCACGAUGCCUCGCUGAGUUCUUCGAGUUCCGUCGAAUCAGGUCAUCCACGCCCCCGCAUUCUACCCCCAUCCUCCGACAGCUCGACAGACGACUCUCAGACCAGUCACACACGGGCAGGCUCUUACUCCGACUCAGACUCCACCAUCAACGAACAGAACAGUUACCACGUUACCAACGGCACAGUGGUGGUCGGGGGAGUGGAGUCAUCCCACGGUCAGCAUCAGCCAGAAAGUCAAGGUCAUAAACCAGUGGACGAUUCGUUCAUUGUUCCUGUGAGUUCGGCAGCCUUGGGGAAUAAGCCAGAGAAUCAGUCGACAUCAGAGAGUCAGUUGGUGGUGGAGAGUCAGUUGACGUCUUCUCCUGCGGAACCAGAGAAUGGCGCAGCAAGCAGCCCUUUGAUGUCUCGAGGUAGCGGAGGACACGUGAAUGGAACUGAAUUGAAAGACACGUCUGAGAGGACAAGGAUGAAGGAUCAGACCACAGUUGGUGGAAGAAAUGAUGGUGGCUCGGAUAGACAGAGUUCUGCUGUUAAUGAACAUUGCGUUGCCAGUCCGUCUUGUACAAACCACACUGAUUCAUCAAGGUCUGUUAUUGGCGAGAGUUCCCCAUCAGGUAGAGGUUAUGCUGAUUCGUCGAGAUCCGACAAUGGCCGUAGUUCCCCGUCCUAUACAAACCACAAUGAUUCAUCAAGAUCCAAUUUAUCAAGGUCCACAAAUUGUUCAGACAGUACAGAUUCGUCAAGAACCGCUGUAGGCCCAAGUUCCCCAUCUCGUACAGAUGGUGCCGAUUCAUCGAGAUCUGUUAUCAGACGGACUUCCCCAUCACGUACAAACCGUGUUGAUUCGCCUCGAUCCGUCACCAGACCAAAAUCUUUUUCAGAAUUGGAUCAUCCUGCUGUUGACUCAUCUCGAUCUUCAGUUAGUCCAUCUCUAACAAAUCAUGUCGAUUCAUCUCAACUGGCUGAGGGUGGGAAUCGUACAAAACGUCCAUGCAGACUGAUUGUGUUGGUGUAUCUCAGCGUGUUAGUGGACAGACUUCAGAUGCAGACUGUGAAACACAGUUGUGCUCGACACAGAGUCCAGGUUGUGAGGUGGGAGUUCCAUCUCACCAGGAGCAGAUAACUCCAAGUAGAGUGGCGCCACCGGAAAGACGAGAAAGACGCACAGUGUUGACCAGGGAGAUGCUGUUGUCAUUCCCAAAUAAUGUUGAUCAUGAUACAUUUGUGUGAAGUCUUUACUGGUCAUUCAAGUCUAUACGUACAUUUGUGUGACGUCUUUACUGGUCAUUUAAGUCUAAUACAUAUAUUUGUGUGAAGUCUUUACUGGUCAUUUAAGUCUAUAUGUACAUUUUUGUGAAGUCUUUACUGGUCAUUUAAGUCUAAUACAUAUAUUUGUGUGAAGUCUUUACUGGUCAUUCAAGUCUAUACGUACAUUUGUGUGAAGUCUUUAUUGAUCAUUUAAGUCUAAUACAUAUAUUUGUGUGAAGUCUUUACUAAUCAUUUAAGUCUAUACGUACAUUUGUGUGAAGUCUUUACUGAUCAUUUAAGUCUAAUACGUACAUUUGUGUGAAGUCUUUACUGAUCAUUUAAGUCUAAUACAUAUAUUUGUGUGAAGUCUUUACUAAUCAUUUAAGUCUAUACGUACAUUUGUUUGAAGUCUUUACUAAUCAUUUAAGUCUAUACGUACAUUUGUUUGAAGUCUAAACUGAAGAUUUAAGUCUAUACAUUCUAUACAUUCUAUAGGUUUUUGUUUGAAUGUUGUAUCAUAAUCAUGGAUAAUUGUUCAAUCAUCGUUCCCCAAAGAACACCCAUUUGUGAUUUAGUUAAGGCUUUAAAAAAAUGUUUUCUUUUUACAUGAAUAUUUAUAUGAAAUGUUAAAUAGUUUCUUGUUUAAUGUAAAAUGGUUUCAGGGUACAAUUCUUUGAUACACAUAUCAGCUGUAUCAGCAAACUGUGAUGUUAAUCUACAUUGGUUAUCAGCAGUUCAGUACUUUAUUGUGUUAUCCAUAUGGUUAAACAUACCCAUGCCCUGAACAUAUAAUUCCCUGUGAAACAGCUUUCAUGUAUGACUUAAUUUAAGUGAGUUUUAUUCAUUUAUAAAGGUUUAUUUUAUUUCACAUAUAAUAUGCUAUUUUUAAAAAAAAGUUUUUGAGUUAAAAAUUUUUUAAAUAUACAUGUAUAUAUAUAAUAUUAUAUAUCUUAUUCUAUUUAAAACCACAUUGGUUUUGGUGCGUCAUUCCUGAUGUAGUGUAUUAUAGAUCAGGGUAACUUCCAUUAUUUCUAAAAGGUUCAUUAUGGUAGUAUAUUUCUCAUCUGUUAUUCAAUCAAUAUUUUAUAUAUGAAAUCUUGUUACUAUGUAUAAAGGGAAUUAAAUUUUAAAGAAAAGUUGACAUGUUUGCUUUGAGAAAGCUUUUAAAAAUAUUUUAAAUUUGUUAUUAUGCUCAUUUGCUUUUUCUUCCUGUGCAAUUGGUGUUGUUACUGAAGUGUUGUUUCUAUUCAAGUGUUGCUGUUUAGCUGGUCUAUGCAAGAAAUCACUCAUGCCCCUAGAGAUAACUUUUAGUGAUAAAGGUUUAAUCUAUAUGGCCUGUUUAAUUUUUAAAUUACUUUUUUUUUAAAUCGAUGUUGCCAUGAUUUUUAGUAUAGUUUAAAAAAUCAGUUGUGUUUUCAACAAAAUGUUUUAAGUAUGGUUACUAUAACAUAUCUGCUAAUGGACCCUCUUGUUACCCAUACAGGUAGUUACAGAGAAUACUACAUCAGUGGGCAUUAGGUACCAUUUACCUUACGAGUUGUUUUAAAACAUAGCUAAUGAGCAAAUGUGUUAAAUAACAGUGCAGUCCAUUUCCGGUUAACUUUUACGUCACAGUGCAAUCAAUUGUGAUCAUGCUUUUUAUCAUUGGAUGUUAGGUACAGCCAAUUGUAUGUCUUUAAAUCGAUAAUACACAUAUUAUUGGUAUGUGUUAUCAAUUUAACUAGUUUGGUUUUGUACAACAGUAAAGCUACACCACUUUAUAGGGAGCAUUCACCCUGUGCGCUACAUCUUGACAGACCCACAGCAGACUGACUAAUAAAAUGUUUGUCAUACAGUUUCUCUUUGAAGCAAUAUGUAGGAGUAUAUUAUUAUUGUAGGUAUAUGCAGUGACGUUAUUUGAAUAGUGAUGUCAUUUGAAUUUGAAAAAUAACAACAGUUCAUUGCAGCUUUUUAGAUAUAUUUUUCCCUACCAAAAUAAUUGUUAGUUUCAUAUUGAGCAACAAUACCAUUUACAUUUAUGGUAUGGGUCGAAUUUACAAGGCCUGUUUUUCUUAAACUCAGGUGUUUAAGCAUUGUAAAUGUAUGUAGUUUCACACGUGUAAGAGGUAAACAGGUGUUUAAGCAUUGUAAAUGUAUGUAGUUUCACACGUGUAAGACGUAAACAGGUGUUUAAGCAUUGUAAAUGUAUGUAGUUUCACACGUGUAAGAGGUAAACAAGUGUUUAAGCAUUGUAAAUGUAUGUAGUUACACGCGUGUAAGACAUAAACAGGUGUUUAAGCAUUGUAAAUGUAUGUAGUUUCACACGUGCAAGACGUAAACAGGUGUUUAAGCAUUG
Molecule: messenger RNA, 5476 nt
Organism: Gigantopelta aegis
Lineage: Eukaryota; Metazoa; Mollusca; Gastropoda; Neomphalida; Peltospiridae
Exons: 14
Coding region: 119-3016 (965 amino acids)
Molecular function (GO): protein binding
Source: RefSeq, a predicted model, not a curated record